UUGGUCGCGCCCAGCUCGCGGGGGCUCCUUCCGCCCCGCCCCGGGCCGGAAGUGCGGCGCCGCCACCGUCCCUCCGCAGCCCUCCGCAGGUCGCAGCAGCCGGUCGGGUUGGGUCGGGUCGUCUCGUGCGCGCAUCCUCGGAUCUGAUUUAAACCGCCACCAUGUCGAGCAAAAAGGCCAAGACCAAGACCACCAAGAAGCGCCCUCAGCGCGCAACAUCCAAUGUGUUCGCCAUGUUUGACCAGUCGCAGAUCCAGGAGUUCAAAGAGGCCUUCAACAUGAUCGACCAGAACCGGGAUGGCUUCAUCGACAAGGAGGACUUGCAUGACAUGCUCGCUUCUCUAGGCAAGAAUCCCACCGAUGCCUACCUGGAUGCCAUGAUGAACGAGGCCCCAGGCCCCAUCAACUUCACCAUGUUCCUCACCAUGUUUGGAGAGAAGCUGAAUGGCACAGAUCCCGAGGAUGUCAUCAGAAACGCCUUCGCUUGCUUUGAUGAGGAAGCCACUGGCACCAUCCAGGAGGAUUACCUGAGGGAGCUGCUCACAACCAUGGGCGAUCGGUUCACAGACGAGGAAGUGGAUGAGCUGUACAGGGAGGCCCCCAUCGACAAAAAGGGGAACUUCAACUACAUCGAGUUCACGCGCAUCCUCAAGCACGGAGCCAAAGACAAAGACGACUGAAGCGCCGCAGGGGAAGUCCGCGCCGUGCUACCUUACUUCGUCUCUCAGACACUUCUCCCACUCCGUAGGACUCCUGCAUGCCGCUUAGUUUCACAGCUUUGCCUCUUUCUAAAUGUAUUUAUUCCAGACCUUUCCGUCACUCAGCACAUGUAUAAUCAGACUGGAAAUGGGGACAAUGUUGUAAAUGGUAUUGAAAACGAGAUGCGAAUAAAAAUCAGCUAAUGUGAAAGCCCAGGAAAAUAUAUCCGUAUUUCUGGUUUUGCUGGAUUUUUUUUUUUACAUUUUUAUAUAAUAAAAAUGUUAUUUUGAAAUAAA
Messenger RNA from Mesocricetus auratus (golden hamster), 995 nucleotides. RefSeq names its product myosin regulatory light chain 12B. The transcript has 4 exons. NCBI's taxonomy places the organism in Eukaryota, Metazoa, Chordata, Mammalia, Rodentia, Cricetidae. The record is from RefSeq and is a predicted model, not a curated record. The coding region runs from base 162 to 680 and encodes 172 amino acids. Gene Ontology annotation, molecular function: calcium ion binding. Gene Ontology annotation, cellular component: myofibril; stress fiber; cytoplasm.